Messenger RNA from Mesorhabditis spiculigera, 747 nucleotides. Lineage: Eukaryota; Metazoa; Nematoda; Chromadorea; Rhabditida; Rhabditidae. The record is from the annotation of a GenBank genome assembly.
AAUGCCAGCGCGACGCAAGAACUGUCCAACUGGUCGGUGCAAGAUGUGAAGAUCGUGCUCUUCACCGGAAGUGAUCCCCGAUAUUUCCCAGCAGCCGGUCAAAAUUAUACGCGAAAGUCUGCCACGGUCGGUGUUGCGAUUGAAGCGUUUAAGUCGAUAGAUGCGCAAGUCUUGCAACUCCAACAUAUCGCGCGGCUCGUCUACGAUUACGUGCCCAGUCCUAACUUUUCCUUUGCUGGCGGCAUUUAUGUUUUGGGCCAGGAUGGUUUGGUCCAGUCGAACAUGAACACGUUUUACUAUGAUUUCUCCUCCUUUAAUCGAAGUCUGACAGCUUUGAGAAGCCAACUGGACGAGAAUCAUGCUACCGGCGAUACCAUCAAGGAUACUAUCGAACUAAUCAACAAGCUCAAUUUCUGGGACGACACAAUGUUAAUAUUCUUUACCGCAAGCAGCAGUGAUGAAAUUCUUCAAGCACCAAUGAACGAUAAAUACGAAAUGACCUAUGCUUGGGAUCUGAAAAUGGAGCGUAACGAUCGCAUCAACCCGGUUGACAACAUUUCCGAAAGGCUCCGCGCUACACUUGCCGAACAGGAAAAGGCAGUCAACAUCGCCUCCACCGCCACCGGCGUCAUCAUCUCCCUGUGCUUCUUCGUCCUCCCCCUCGUUUGGUCGAACUGUCUCCGCAUUCUGCCGAUCCAGAAUUCCCCGCCCGGAGCCGGAGACCCCUGGAGCGAGUUCACCGAGCUG